AUGUCCCUCGUCAAGAUACCUCUCAUCUGCAUAUUAACGCUCACAUACAAUGCUAUGUUUACUCCUCCGAAUCCACUUCCUGCAAAGGAGGACUUGGUGGAAAGAACACAAAUAGAAUGGAUAUCUGGAAGGAAGUUUACCCUCCCAAUGUUGCGACUUGGACAAACCCUUCUCAGCGCUGUUGAAAUUGUAGCCAUAAUUGCCAGCAACAAUCCGUCAUCGUCUGCGUCGCAGAAGAUACUUUCUCUCACCUUUUUCGAAGGAAAAGAUCCAGGAAAACUCCAACUCCACCCACUGAGCUACCUCGCUGCAUUUUUAUGGCUAUCUGGAUACGCAAUGAGGAUGCGCACUUUCCGAGACCUAGGACAAUUUUUCCACUUCCACGUCAGUGUUCAAAAGGAUCACCAGCUCAUUACAUCGGGUCUAUAUACAUACGUCCGACAUCCUAGUUAUAGUGGAAUAAUUUUAGCGGAUCUCGGGUUCUGUCUAUGGCAUGGAACAAGAGGAUCGUGGGUCAGAGAGUCACAAUUAUUGGACUCAGCGGGAGGAAUAGUGGCAUUGAGCAUCUUCGUUGCAAUGUUCAUGCUUCCUGGUCCCGCUCUUACGCUCUCAAGGAUGUCGAAAGAGGACGAGGCGCUAAGACGAAAGUUUGGAAAGAAGUGGGACACAUGGGCAAACAAAGUGCCUUAUAGGCUGAUACCUGGAGUCUAUUAA
Molecule: messenger RNA, 714 nt
Organism: Psilocybe cubensis
Lineage: Eukaryota; Fungi; Basidiomycota; Agaricomycetes; Agaricales; Agrocybaceae
Exons: 2
Coding region: 1-714 (237 amino acids)
Biological process (GO): C-terminal protein methylation
Cellular component (GO): membrane
Molecular function (GO): protein C-terminal S-isoprenylcysteine carboxyl O-methyltransferase activity
Source: RefSeq, a predicted model, not a curated record